This is a messenger RNA of Schistocerca americana (American grasshopper), 1788 nucleotides long. Its product is annotated as serine/threonine-protein phosphatase CPPED1-like. The transcript is spliced from 6 exons. The record is from RefSeq and is a predicted model, not a curated record. Gene Ontology annotation, molecular function: hydrolase activity. The coding region runs from base 199 to 1113 and encodes 304 amino acids. Lineage: Eukaryota; Metazoa; Arthropoda; Insecta; Orthoptera; Acrididae.
AAUGCUCGUCGAUUUUAUUUCAACAUGUGGAUAUUUCAGACUUGAGUAACAGGAAGCGGCAAUUUUGUGAAUAACAGGAAGGGGCAAUUUUGUUUCGUAACAAUUGUUGUUCCUGAUUAGAUAGGUGAUGCUGAGAAGAAAGAUAAUGUAACGCUGUUCUGUGUGGUAUUGUAGUGCCGUUGUAUAGUGGUGUCGAAGAUGUCUUGUGGAGAUUCACCUGGCGAUGAACAGCGAUGGGUUAUACAAAAUAUGAACAGAACACAUUCAGCAUUUGAUAAUGAUGGCGAGAAGACUUGGAAAGGACCAUACUAUUUCAUUCAGACUGCUGAUAUUCAGUUUGGGCUGAUUGACCGUUACAUUUUGAAACUAACAAAUCCAGGUUGGGAGAAAGAAAUUGAAUUAGCUGAAAAAUCAGUAGAAAAAAUCAAUAGUCUGACACCUAAGCCAAAAUUUGUUGUUAUGUGUGGAGAUUUGUGUGAUGCUGUGCCAGGUGGUGAUCCUGAUGUAUACAAAAGGCAAAUUGCAACCUUCAAAAGAAUAUUCAGCAAGCUGAACCCUGAAAUACCUAUGGUUUGUGUUUGUGGGAAUCAUGAUGUUGGUGACCAUCCUACUAAAGAAACAAUGAAAAUGUUCCACUCAAACUGGGGCGAUGAUUACUUCUCCUUCUGGUGUGCUGGUAUCCUGUACAUUUCCUUGAACAGCCAGUAUUACUAUGAUCCUUCUGGUGUCCCUGAAGAAGCCAAGGCACAAGAAGUGUGGCUUGACAAAGUUUUAUCUGGUGUGAAGCCAGGCAGAGCCGUUGUCUUCAUGCACAUUCCACCAUUUAUAAACAGUCCUGAUGAAACAGACAUUGGGUACUUCUCACUUGCACCAGAACCACGCAAGAAGCUUCUGGAUAAACUUAUGUCUGCAGGUGUUAAGAAGGUGUUCUGUGGUCAUUUACAUCGCAAUGCUGGAGGAUUCUACAAGGAUAUGGAAAUAAUUGUAACUUCUGCAAUGGGAGGACAACUGGGUACUGAUUUACCUGGAUUCAGAGUUGUUAAUGUCAAAAAUGAUGCUAUCACCCAUACUUAUUUUGAUCUUGAUAAUGUUCCAAAAGAAGUCACAGUGUAGCACAGUGUCAGUCUUAAUGAUAAGCUGUGUGAAGAGUUUGGAUGAGACACACAUUGCAGUGCAUUUUGUGGCAACCUUUCUCCAAAGGCUUUGUCAAUAUAUGUUGGAACAUUUGCUUCUUUCUUUCUUUAAAUAAGGUGAAUUAUUUUGAUGUUGACAAAUGUAAUCCUUGUAUGUCACUAUAAAAAAGAAAAAAGUAAAGAUUAUAGGGGGGAAAAGUAAAACAUAUACAUUAGAGAAAAAUUUAAAUUUUUUACGAAAAAGCAAAGUUUAAACAUAAUGUUAAUGUAAACAUUCUGUGAUUUACUAUUCUAUGCACAACUUUUAACUUCUUAAUAAGUUCAUACAAACUGUUAUCAAGGUAGUCUUAGUUUUAUGUGAUAUCAUUUCAUUCAUGUAAAGCUUCACUAGUGAACACCACAGUGUUAUUGAUCAGCAAAAUACCUUACUUUCAUCCUUUACACUUAUGAUCUAGAUCUUCAAGCAAAUUAUAUCUUACAUUUUAUUUUGAUAACAUUAUGAAUUAAAGUAUGUGUUGCAAUGGGAAGUGAUGUAAAUGCAUUUUACAAAGGAAGUAAUCACUGACCAUGAAACCAUGUGUUUUAUCAUGCAUUAUAAUGCCAUUACAUACAGAUCCUGUAGGCAAAAAAUAAAAAGUACUAUUUUAUUUGUUAA